GCUGAAGCUGCACUUGUCCGACAAGAGCGCUACCGGCUACAAGGGCGUGUGCUAUGAGCGCCAGCGCGGCCGCUACCGAGCAUUCCGCACCGAGGGGAGCAGGACCAUCUACCUGGGCGUCUUCGACACGGCGGUGGAGGCGGCGGUGGCCUACGCGCGGGCGGUGGGGCAGGCGGAGCCGGAGGCGGGCGAGGAGGAGGGCGAGGGGGAGGAGGAGGAGGAGGAGGAGGAGGAGGAGGACGAGGAAGAGGAGGAGGAGGAGGAGGCUCUGGUGGCGGAGGCGGAGGCUCGGCCGGGCGGGCCGCUCACCGCUGCCGACGCCGUCGAGGGCGCUGCGGUCGUGGUCUACUUCUCGGACGUGUCUCGCUGGUACCGCGGCGAGGUGACGUCCGUCAACAACGACGGCACCUUUGGCGUGGCGUACGAGGACGGCGAGGAGGAGGAGGCGGUGCCGCUGGAGGAUCUCUUCCACGAGCUACAGGCGUGGCCACCGCCUGCCUCGUCCCCGACCCCGGCCGCUCCACCACGAGCGGCGCGCCCGCCCCUCGGCAUGCCGGCCGUCGAGCGGGCGCUCGAGGGCGUCGGGCUGGAGCGCUACGCGGCGGCGUUCGACGAGCAGGGGUACGACGAUCUCCGCUACCUGCUCCAGAUGAACGCGGCGGAGCGGGCGGCGGUGGCGGAGGGCGUGGGGAUGAAGCCUGGCCACGCGGGCAAGUUUGUCAAGCACGGCUUCGAGGCGCCGAUGGCUUAGAGGCUGUCGAGCCGGCUCGAGGCUGAGCAUCGAGAGCGAAGGCGCGCCCUGACUGAUUGCGUUUACGUGUACGUGU
Emiliania huxleyi CCMP1516 is the source of this 827-nucleotide messenger RNA. RefSeq lists its product as hypothetical. The record is from RefSeq and is a predicted model, not a curated record. NCBI's taxonomy places the organism in Eukaryota, Haptophyta, Isochrysidales, Noelaerhabdaceae. Bases 54 to 386 code for a protein of 110 amino acids. The transcript has 5 exons.